ACAACCACAGCACCAGAUGUUUCCUUCCUCCACGCCGGCAGGGGGCGACACCUCUCCGGCCGACCCGGGGCCGAGGGGAUAAACCCUUCCGACCGACAACAGACGGUCCUUCCGGCUCCGGUCCCCUAACAAGUGCAAAGAUGCUGAUGCCCAAGAAGAAUCGCAUUGCUAUCUACGAGCUCCUCUUCAAGGAGGGAGUCAUGGUGGCCAAGAAAGACGUCCACCUGCCCCACCAUCCCGAGCUGACGGACAAGAACGUGCCCAACCUUCAUGUGAUGAAAGCGAUGCAGUCGUUGAAGUCCUGUGGGUAUGUCAAGGAGCAAUUUGCCUGGCGUCAUUUUUACUGGUACCUCACCAACGAGGGAAUCCAGUACCUGAGAGACUUCCUCCACCUUCCCCCUGAGAUCGUGCCCGCCACGCUGCGCCGCCAGACCCGCCCUGAGACCGCAAGGCCCAGGCCCAAGGGAAUGGAAGGCGAAAGGCCGGCCCGCCUCAACCGUGGGGAGGCUGACAGAGAUACAUACAGGAGAUCUGCUGCACCACCUGGUGCUGACAAGAAAGCCGAGGCCGGUGCUGGAGCUGCGACAGAGUUCCAGUUCAGGGGUGGCUUCGGACGUGGCAGAGGACAGCAGCCUCAGUAAAUUUCACUGUUUCUUUGUGUACAAUAAAGAAAAAUCAAAAUACAA
Scophthalmus maximus (turbot) is the source of this 686-nucleotide messenger RNA. RefSeq names its product ribosomal protein S10 (gene rps10). The record is from RefSeq and is a predicted model, not a curated record. Bases 141 to 641 code for a protein of 166 amino acids. The transcript has 6 exons. Lineage: Eukaryota; Metazoa; Chordata; Actinopteri; Pleuronectiformes; Scophthalmidae. Gene Ontology annotation, cellular component: cytosolic small ribosomal subunit. Gene Ontology annotation, molecular function: structural constituent of ribosome; RNA binding.